This is a messenger RNA of Morchella sextelata, 318 nucleotides long. RefSeq lists its product as uncharacterized. Bases 1 to 318 code for a protein of 105 amino acids. The transcript has a single exon. Lineage: Eukaryota; Fungi; Ascomycota; Pezizomycetes; Pezizales; Morchellaceae. The record is from RefSeq and is a predicted model, not a curated record.
AUGAUGUACCCCGAGCUCCGUCUCAUCGUCAUUGCCGGCCUGAGACGAAGAAUCCCGCUCAUGCUCAAAGAAGGAGAUCGUCUUGACAAAGAAUACGAUGAGGUCUGCAAGGUCUUGGACUCGGGCUACUUCAACUUCGGUGAUGAGGUCUUCCGCUUCGAUGAGGAUGAGGACCGCGUCCUCGAGGAAAUCGACAUUUUUGCCGAGAAGAAGAGGAUUAACCAGGCGAGGUUGGACCUCUUGGAGGAUCUAAGGGAUGCCCGCCAGCAGUUGAGGGAGCUCCUCAGCAAGCCAGUGAAGAGGCUUUGGGGGUGUUAA